Episyrphus balteatus (marmalade hoverfly) is the source of this 1488-nucleotide messenger RNA. It is a transcript of the gene ECSIT, whose product is annotated as evolutionarily conserved signaling intermediate in Toll pathway, mitochondrial. Bases 204 to 1385 code for a protein of 393 amino acids. Gene Ontology annotation, cellular component: mitochondrion. The transcript has 2 exons. Lineage: Eukaryota; Metazoa; Arthropoda; Insecta; Diptera; Syrphidae. The record is from RefSeq and is a predicted model, not a curated record.
UGAGUGCUGGCUGCACUUUUUCUACCACUGCCUCUAAAACUGUGACAGUUGCCGGUCAAGUCAGCUGUUCAAAGUUGACUGCCAAAAAAAAAAUUUACUCUAAACUUUAUGCCAUAAUCAAAAAAGUUAUAAAUAUUUAAUAAAAACACAAGUUAUAUUUUAAAAUAUUAAUUUUAUACUAAAAAUAAUUACUUAAUUCCAUCAUGAUAACCUUCCGUCAUUUACUACCAUUGGUUUGUCCUCAUCGAUGGCCUCGAGCAUCUGCAAUCCAAUCAUCCCGAAACUUUUGGUCAAAAAAAUCAACCAACAACACAGGAGACGAAACAAAAAAUAAAAACAAAAAUAAACCACAACUUCCUGCAAUAAGAAAUCCAUUUGAUUCUGCUCAAGACAAAACCAAAGAAGCUUAUUUAGACAUGAUAACAAUUUUCGAAGAUCGCAGUGUUCAUCGCCGUAACCAUGUCGAAUUUAUUUAUGCUGCUUUGAAAAGCAUGACAGAAUUCGGAGUCGAACGCGACAUUGAAGUCUAUAAAGCACUAAUCAAUGUGAUGCCAAAAGGUAAAUUUAUUCCGACAAACACUUUUCAGGCUGAAUUUAUGCACUAUCCUAAACAGCAGCAAUGUAUUAUUGAUUUGUUGGAACAAAUGGAAGAUCUCGGCGUUAUGCCGGAUUAUGAAAUGGAAGCAAUGCUUUUGAAUGUAUUCGGAAGACGUGGUCAUCCGGUAAGAAAGUAUUGGCGCAUGAUGUAUUGGAUGCCAAAGUUUAAAAAUGCAUCUCCAUGGCCUUUGCCAAAUCCGGUGCCUAACGAGGCUCUGGAAUUGGCUAAAAUGGCUAUCGAACGAAUGUGUACAGUGGAUUUGUUGUCACAAGUUGAUAUAUUAGAUACAAAAGAUGUUAAAGAUGCUGUCGAUCAGACUUGGAUUGUGAGUGGAAUGAGUACGGAACAGUCUCAACUUUUGCGAGAACACAACAAGUCGAAGGCAGUUUAUAUAGAAGGACCGUUUCUGAUAUGGUUACGAAAUAAAUCAAUCAAUUAUUUUACACUUAGGGCAGACCCCGAUAAGGAAUUACUUAAAACUUUUAAUGUUUAUCAGGAUCCUGAUGAUGUUUCAAAGUUAGAAGUUCCAUUUUUUGGCAAACCUAUUGUAGAAUCACGAAUAGCGAAAAAACCUUCAGUGCAUCAACAAAACGAUGGAACAAUAUUUGCAAUUUGUGCAACUGGAACAUCAACAAAAGAUUCACUUUUAUCAUGGGUCCGUUUGUUGGAAGCUAAUGGCAAUCCCGUUCUUGGGGAAAUACCAAUUUUAUUUAAAUUUAGGACAGUUGUUGACUCAAAUAUUGUACCUGUGGCGGGGGUACCAACAAAAACUCAUAAAAUAAGUUAAUUGAAAUGUUUUUACUGACGAUAAAAACGCGAGUUGUUAAGCAUAUAUUUUUUUUAGUAAAAUAAAUAAAUUGUUGUAUUUAUUAUUUUCAAAAAAUGUUAAA